CACGGCCCGUGCGAAGAAGGGUCUCGGCCCGCGGCCCCGCUCUGCCCCGCGCCUCCGGCCGCCGAGUGCGGGCGCCGGGCGGUGGCCUGGGCGACGCUGGGGCGCGGCCGUGGUGAGGCCAUUUACCGGGUGCCCGAUUCCUACACGAUGAAGAGGCGGUUGGACGGGCAGACACUUUCCAAGAUGGAUCAAUUGGGAUUACGAUUAGGAAUGUGGUACUGGAAAGAUGAAACCAGAAGUCUUGAAUUCAGAAGAUAUGUCACAGGAUUCUGUUCAGUAGCUCUGAAACAUGACACUCGUUUUACACCUGCAGUAGAACUCAAGGAAAAAGGAAAGAAAGGCAAAGCAGUUCACUUUGCUGAAACUGAUGGUCCAGCUGCAGACAGGUUCACAGAUAAAAGGCUUGCUGCAAGAGAUGAUAAGUCAACUAAAUCUCUAGAAAAACGAGGUCUGCAUGGCAACGUUACGCUAGAUGAUGUUAAGUUCGUUGCUUUGCUUUUGCUACAAGAUACUGAGAUGCAGCGGAUCUGUUCUUUUGCAACAUUUAUGAGGAACAAGCAUCUUGAUAAUUUCCUCAUGGCAUUAUUGUACUAUUUAUCUCAUUACUUGGAAAAAAACUCAUUGGAAAAGAAACCCCAAAGCUAUAUGGUGGGCCUUGUAGAGAAAAAAGAGAUGGAAUUGGUCUUAAGUAAACUAGAAGCCGCACAGAAAUACUUGGCGCAGAAGUACUGUGUCCUCGUGCUGGGCUUGGGCAUGCCCGAUAAGCAUCACAUGUGCUGUGGAAAGCUCAGGUGGGAAUCCAUCCCAGACACCUGUGAUGUCUCCUUUGAGCACACCAAGGAGAAAAUAUCAGAUACACAGAAGGACUGGAAGUUCUUUGAGUCGUUUUACACUUUCUGCACAUAUGUGGCUUGGAUUGUCUUCCUACGUCAACACUUCACAGAGAUUGAGGAAGAGAUAGGGAGGCUCUUUCGUACCAAUAUGUUCAACAUUCCCCGAAGGAAGCGUGAAGAUAAAGAAUCUGGAGGGGAGAAGAAACGCAUGACUUUAGUAGAAUUCAGGAGAAUGAUGGCAAAACGCCCUGCGAUUAAAACAGCCAUUAACAUGCGCUCUCCGGUCAUGUCCACUCUGCUGCCAUCUCUCAGAGAAAAAGCUCAGAAUGUCUUUGAGAAAAAGUAUCAUCAUGUAGGCAUCAAACUCCCAGCCCAGAUGCAAGAGGAGGUGGAAAGUCUGUACUCUGUGCCCAUGCCAGUAGUUGGCAUCUUGGGGGAGCCUCGGUGUAUGUUCAACCCCCACACCCUUAUCCCCCUUGAAACAGAAGAAAAUGUGAAACCGUCUGGGAAACAUCCUUCCCUGGUAGAAAGAAAUAACAUGAAGAUUCAGCAUACGCUGGACUUGGUCAUGAAAGCACUGUCCUCUCAAACGUGGCCUAAAUAAUCUGGUACAUUCCAUUUCUGUAAUUAAGUACCUGUAUUUGAAGUAAACUGCUUUGACUUAAUCACUUUAUAUAGCACUAAUAUUUGUUAUUAGUAAGCUUUUAAAAUUGUUCAAAUUAUUUUGUUAAAAGUUCAGCAGUAGACUAUUAAUUCUAGAAAGCUCUUGAGAAGCUCAUUUUCCUAUUUUUAGUAGUUUGCUUUGUUACUUAUUUAUUUUAUUGAUUCUGUGUGACUACUGAGGGUAAUGUAUUAGAACAUUGAGCCGGUGUUCUAGUGUACUAGUGAAGAAACAUUCUGUUAUUCAUUUCUAAGUUGAUUUUUGCCUUAUGAGAAGAGCUUCUUCGGUAUACAUGGAAACAGAAUUUCAUAGUCAAAAGGGCAAUUUAAGACUUUUUAAUAUUAAAUCUCU
This is a messenger RNA of Lemur catta (Ring-tailed lemur), 1845 nucleotides long. It is a transcript of the gene PPP1R36, whose product is annotated as protein phosphatase 1 regulatory subunit 36. Lineage: Eukaryota; Metazoa; Chordata; Mammalia; Primates; Lemuridae. The coding region runs from base 148 to 1437 and encodes 429 amino acids. Gene Ontology annotation, molecular function: phosphatase binding. The record is from RefSeq and is a predicted model, not a curated record. The transcript has 13 exons. Gene Ontology annotation, biological process: negative regulation of phosphatase activity.